Molecule: messenger RNA, 1741 nt
Organism: Doryrhamphus excisus (bluestripe pipefish)
Lineage: Eukaryota; Metazoa; Chordata; Actinopteri; Syngnathiformes; Syngnathidae
Product: homeobox protein Hox-A2a-like
Biological process (GO): regulation of transcription by RNA polymerase II
Cellular component (GO): nucleus
Molecular function (GO): RNA polymerase II cis-regulatory region sequence-specific DNA binding; DNA-binding transcription factor activity, RNA polymerase II-specific
Source: RefSeq, a predicted model, not a curated record
GGGGGCGUUCUCGCCUGACAUCCUCAAACAAUACGAGAAAGAGGAGUGCACGAAUCCGCGCGCCCUAAGCUUAGGGGUCCUUCCCUUGUAAUAGUGAGCGUCCGCCAUUCUUAAAAACACACUUUUUUCGAGUGGGGGGCUCUCUCUUCUCCUGCUAGAGUGGGCGAGAGGAGGAUCAAGAUGUAAAUAAAACUCCCACAGCCGCAGCAGAGUUUUUGGAUCAAUCAGGCAGCCGGUGGCUUCUUUUGAUUAAAGCCCAAAUUGUCAUUGGGCAGAGGUAAUCAUGUGACAGGCAAGUCGGUCCAAUUUCAACCUUGUCUCCAUGAAUUCAAUAGUUUAAUAGUAGCUCGGUCCCCACACGGCCGUAAUCAGUGAAAUAGGAAGGGAAAAAACCCAUCACAGGACGUUUUUGGAAUGAUUUUUCCCCUCGUCAUUGAGUUUGGUGGACAAUAACGCGUGCAAACUUUCCUGGGCUCUCAGGGAGAGGAGAUGAAUUACGAAUUCGAGCGAGAGAGCGGAUUUAUCAAUAGUCAGCCUUCGCUUGCUGAGUGCCUGACAUCUUUCCCCCCUGUCGCUGAUUCAUUUCAAAGUUCAUCAAUCAAGAGCUCGACACUGAUUCCUCCUCCCUUCGAGCAGACCAUCCCCAGCCUCAACCCGGGCAGCCAUCCGCGCCACGGCCGGCCGAGACACAGCCCGGACGGAUGCAGCCCACUACCCACAGCGUCGCUGCCUCCGGAGUACCCGUGGAUGCGGGAGAAGAAAGCCUCCAAGAGGAACCACCUGCCCACGUCCACAGCCACCACUUUGUCCAAUGGACCCGUGUGCUUCUCUCCAAAAGGCUCGCCUGAGGUCGCGGAUGGUGGAGGGGGAGUAGUCGGUGGGGGCUCCCGCCGGCUCAGGACCGCGUACACCAACACCCAGCUGCUGGAGCUGGAGAAGGAAUUCCACUUCAACAAGUAUCUGUGCCGACCCAGGAGGGUGGAGAUAGCGGCCCUGCUGGACCUGACCGAGCGGCAGGUCAAAGUUUGGUUCCAGAACCGACGCAUGAAGCACAAACGCCAGACGCAGAGCAAGGAGAACCACAACGGGGACGUGCACGGCAAGGGCCCCGGCGGAGAGGAGGAGGACGGCAUGCACAGCGAGGACGAGGACGAGGGCCCCCAGUACGAGCAAAGCGGGGCCCUGCUGGAGAGAGACACCUUCUCCUUUCACAACAACAAUCUGUCGUCCACGCAGCAGGUCCACAAUAGCAGCUAUGCUCCCGCACCGCUCAACAGCAAUGAGAAAAAUCUAAAACAUUUCCCCAACCCGUCACCCACUGUUCCAGGCUGCGUGUCAACAAUGGGCCCCGGCUCGGCAUCUGGGCCGGACAAUGGCGACAGUCCCCCGGCCCUGGAUGUUUCUAUACACGAUUUCCAACCUUUCUCAUCGGAUUCCUGCCUCCAGCUCUCCGAUGCCGCCUCGCCGAGCUUGUCGGAAUCUUUGGACAGUCCCGUGGACAUUUCUGUAGAUACUUUCUAUUUUUUCUCGGAGUCUUUAACCACGAUCGACCUGCAGAAUCUCAACUAUUAACACCAAACAACCACCACUACUCACAUUUUAUUUGUAUAUUCCUUGACGGUAAGGCUGCCAUUAAAUCACCGAUAAGGGGAUUGUAAUUACCAUAAAUUGUUUUUUUUUUAAUUUUGGAGUGAAGAUUAUGAAGUGUGUAUGUGAUAAAUUCUACAAUAUUCGGCCUGUA